Megalopta genalis is the source of this 4263-nucleotide messenger RNA. The record is from RefSeq and is a predicted model, not a curated record. Lineage: Eukaryota; Metazoa; Arthropoda; Insecta; Hymenoptera; Halictidae.
CACAUCCGGCAGCAGCACUGCAGUAUUGGUCGAUCCCGCUUCAGCAACAGCGAAGUUGGUCGAAUUUCCUAUAUAUUAUUGAUAAAUAGCUCGCGUUGCUCGUGUGUGACUUGACCAAAAUCGACGUCGGUGUUCGUGUGUUCGAAGAGAGAAAGCCUGAAACCGCCGGAACCGUAUACACCGCGUAUGACCGUAUACAUACCGACCAGUGCAUUGAAGUGACGCAAAACGGUUAGAAGUACAUACGCGCGUUUCUCAUAACGAGAAAUUGGCCGAGGGAUUAUCGUGCAUUGGGUGUGACGGACAUUUAUAUCCGUGCAAGUUGCACGAGAGUCGUGUCGUGUUGCGUAGUGCCAAAGAACGCCCGAUUAUUCGUGGAUCUCACGGGUGUAUGUGCGAUUAUGUCGAGCGCCCCCGAACAGAGUCUUUUACCACUUUGGAAUACCCAACAUAUGAAGUUCGCCACUUGAAAAUAGUGAUCUAACAUUGGAAUAUAUAUUUUUGUUGGAAGAACAAAUCUUCUUGCAUUUUUGAUGUUCCGCCCAUGUUAUCUCACAUGCUUGGAUGUUACUCCCACGAGAAAGGCUAGUCCAAAUACUCUCCAAUUUUAAAUAUGCUUCCUUUCUGCAUAGGAAAAAUACAAGGUUAAUUAAUGUCAUUGAUUGGCUCCACAUAUAUGAGUAAAGAAGUUAAGCAUUAUGGGUACAGAAAAUACUGAUGAAGCAACAUAAUGUUUAUAGCGAAAUGAAUAGGAGCUAAGGAACAUUAUAGGAAAAAGGAAGAAAUUUGUUGAGAAGACAUUUAUUCAGACGAUAAGGAAGUAUAAUAAAGGCAUAGGAUAAUAAAUUAGCAAUGGAUGAAUGGGAGUGAGCACAGUGCACGUGAAGUGCAGGUGUGUGCGCGCCCGCACGUGGGAGCCUCUGGAUGUCGAGGCUGCAGCACUGGCAGUGUCAGUGGCAGUGAUGGCCCCUGCUCUGACGGAAGGCGGUCCUCAAAAGCCUGAAAAUUUGCUCCCUUCCCUUCCAGCUGGUGGGUUCCUUUCCCCAGAGCAGGCUGCGCAAGUCUGUCAGAAUCGUGAAAUUCUGGCGAAAUUUGUUGUUUCUGCGAACGUUCAACCAACGAAGAUUGACGAGCAGUGUUUACAUGGUAUAUCCAAGGAUCUUAUUCGUGAUGUCAUCAAUUCGAAAUACGCCAAUGAUCUUGAUAGUUUGUCUACAUUUACGCACGGAUCUGACUUGAUUACAAAGAAGGCUUUAAUCAAAGAGGACUGUGAGCGACCAGACAUUCUGGACAGUCCAGAAAAAAAGGAGAUCGACAUUAUAAUGAACGACCCAUCUAUGGGUGAUCAAGCGGACAAUAUGGGUUUCUUAAAAUCAAGCGCAGACUUGCCUUUGGUGAGUUCAGAAACUGCAGGAGACAAUAAAAAUCUGGAUGUGGAUCAAAUAAUGGCCUUUAGUACUGAUAUAACUACGGAUACCGAACAAUGCAACAUGGGCACUGACAGUGACCAGAAUGUGGAAGAGCUUCUGCAAGUCAUCAAAUCUAUUGAAGGAGUGGAAAAUGCAGAAAACAUAUCUGCAGGUGUCAGCGAACAAGUACCAAGCACUUUGGAUGGUGUAGAGAUGUUCCCUAUGCCCGAGGAAGGGUUUUCAUCUUUCGAACGGGAUUUACUUAACGACGUUGAUGUCAUGAGUCUUUGCAACAAUAUGAAUAUUGCAGAAACUUUAAACCAACAAAAACCUAACAAUUUGAAAUUGCAACAAGACAUUGUUGCACAAAAACAAUUCGAGAAUGAAAGGAGGUGUGCAUUUCUACUAAGAAGACUGAGGAAGCUUCAAGCGAGAAUAAUAGGCAGGCAUGUGGCGGAAGAAAACACGGGAGUUCUUGAACUUGCCCAUCAUGGGGUCAAAAAAUAUUUGUUUCAAGAAUUGGUUAAUAUCAGUUCCAAAUCUAAUGUUAGAAACUUUCCUGAGAUUAAUAGUAGUUUGAAUUCAUUUUUGCAAAAAAUUGAGAAAAUGUGUGUUGCUCAAAGCAAUAAUGUGAAUCGACAGCGAUUAUGUUGUCGAUAUUUUGGUGGUGGAUCACGUGAUAGUUUGGGUAGUACUUCCGGUACUAAUGGUAAUCGUCAACCAGUGUUUGGUACUCCCCAAAUUAAAGUUAAAGGUGAUGAGGUAGAAAAUAUGGCCGGACCUCUGGCUACUCAACUACACAUUGUGGAGUCUAAUCUCGACUCUGAUUGUACUGCGUCUAGUAGUGGCGGAGAAAGUUGUGAUGAAAUGCAGUCAUUUAAUAAUCCACAUCAACAACAUUUGUCUAUAUCAAAAAGAGCAGCAUGGAGGUAUGCUCAGGAUCGCGCAGGUGUAGCUGCAAGAUGGACAUGGUUACAAGCACAAAUAUCAGAUUUGGAAUAUAGAAUUAGACAGCAUAAUGAAUUGCAACGACAUAUUAGAGCUAAUAAGGGAUUAGUAAUACUCGAUAACGCUGAAACGGUGAACGGGUAUAGUGGCGUUUUACCAGGUUCUACAGGACGUUAUAAUUCACCAGAAGGUGAACUACCAGCUAGUAGAACACGACCGUUCGUGUGGAGCUUUUAUAGGAAAAGAAAACUGUUGCAAGUAGACAGGUUACACGAAGUCUCUAAACGAGCAGCAAAAGCAUCAACAAUAAAAUGCAAUUGCGACAACGUAUUACCCCCAUGUGCUUUGUGCACUGGAAGAUUAGAUCCGAUGCAACCACAAGAUCCAAUCGAACAGAUGUCUGUACAAGAACGGAUUGCACUUGUUGAUCCUAGUUACCAUCCUGUGUUGUCAUUUCCUGAUGAAAUUACUCAAGGAACUCACCUUGAAGCAAUCAUGAAAUCAGUGGAAUGGCAACAGAAAAUGUUAAGAGGAAAUUUACGAAUAACUCGGUUGAAGGAUAAAGACGGUAACGAAAGAAGGAAUAAAAAACUUCCAGGUCAUAGAGCAAAAUACGCUGCUCGAUUAAGAAAAUCAUCUUCAAGUAUCCUUACUGCAAGAAUCAAGAGAAAAAUGUUAAAGGGGAAAAGAAGUAGGCUUGGCCAUGAUCGAAGUGUUCAUGGGUUAAGCAGAAAGAGGGUGCAAAAAUUGCCGGCUGAAGAUGAUGAUGAUAUUAGUGCGCUUUCCAGCUCUAGUAAGCAUUCAUCUCCCGUGCCUUCACCUUUGCACCAUACUACUACUUCUACAGAAAAAAAUACUGUUAAAGAAAAGAGUUCCACUUCCCACGGACGUUUGAGGCAGAAUUCGUAUGAUAUUGAUAAUAUUGUUAUACCGUAUAGCGUAGCUGCUUCAACUAGGCUCGAAAAACUACAAUACAAAGAAAUAUUGACACCAAAGUGGAGGUUAUGCGAGGAAACUUCAAAAAUGGAUAUUAAAAAUGGUGUUAUGCACAGGCCUAGUCAAGACAGUGAUUUUGAAGAUAUGUCAGAUGAGACUAUUGCUUUGAGGCAUGAACGCAGUGAGAGAGAGGAAAAUAAACGUUUUAUGACGUAUAUAAAUAUGCCACAUCAGUCACGUAUACGUCAUAAUCGCAGGGCUGAUAGUCGUGCAGACAGUGGUGCAAAUACUCCCGAUCCUAUGUCUCCUCACGCAAGUGAUUUUGGCGGAGACAUGAUGUCGCCGAUUACAUCUCCACCCGCGACUCCUUCUCAAGUUCAAGAUUCGGAACAUCAACACAACUCGGACACACAUCGCUCAUCUGCCUUUCAAAAUGCGUUGCGACGUCGAGUUACACCUACAUUAAGAUUAGGAAAGGACGACACGAGUACUUCGGUAAUUGAAGACGAAAAUGAGAUUUUGCCAUAUGAACCAAGGAUAUUUCCAUUAUCCGAAGAAGUUUAUGACAAAAUGCUGGAAGUAAUGCCAGAUGGGCAUUGGCAAGCUUCAUCAGCAUCUCUAUGCUCUCGAGAAGAAGAAAAAGCAGAUGAUGCUGUCCCUGGACGGGGAGUUGGAUUGUCCAGAGUCAGAUUCAACGGAAUCAGCUUGUUGUGAUAUAGAAGGUGAGGAUCCAAAUGAUCCUGAAUGGACAGUAGCUGACGAUAGGGAUACUGAAAAGGAACGAAUACGUCCGACGGCUAAAAGAUAGGAUAAAACCUUGAAUAAAUACAGUAUGUCUACGUCGUCGUUACUAUAUGCAGAAGCUACCUGUCAAUUGUUAUAUAUACCAGUCGGUCAUGUAAUAUGCACCUUAAGUUAAUGGUAUUACGAAUCUGUAAAGUGUAUUAUAAAUAUAAAUUUUAUAACUUCA